CAUGAUAAUUCAAUAAUUUCUUUCCAGAAAACCAUAAUUUGAAUUUUGAAUUAGCAUAAACUUCAUUACUUUCUAACCAAAAUGAACUUCAGUGAUCUCUUUGUUAUAUUUCUUAGCCUUUUUGGAUAUGGGGCUGCAGAUCAGUUUGUUACAUGUGGUUCCAUCACCAAGUUAUAUAACCCACAUUACAGGGUGCGUUUACACUCUCAUGAUGUGAAGUAUGGAUCAGGAUCAGGUCAACAGUCAGUGACAGGGUCGCCUACUCAAGAGGACCACAAUAGCAAUUGGCUUGUCAAAGGAACUCCUGCCAAACCCUGCACCAGAGGGGAAGCCAUUAAGUGUGGAGAGCAGGUGCGGCUGGAGCACGUCAGUACACACAGGAAUCUUCACUCCCACCACUUCUCUUCUCCACUCUCUGACCAGCAGGAAGUGUCAGCGUUUGGAGAGGAAGGCGAGGGCGACACGGGUGAUGUCUGGUCCAUCAUCUGCAGUGGUGAAGCAUGGCGGAGAGGCGACCAAAUCAUGCUGCGCCACGUCGACACUGACGUGUACUUGGGGGUGACAGGGCAGCAGUACGGACGUCCCAUCAACGGACAAAGUGAAGUGGUUGGCUUGACACGGUCUGGACCACAGACCAACUGGCAGAGCAUGGAGGGCGUCUUUGUGCAGCGCUCCGAGCUCCCUGUCCCUUCCUCUCAUCCACACGCGGAAUUAUAGGAACUACACUAUCAAAUUUAAUCCAGAUUAUAGCUUCGAUGAUCGGUCCCGAGAAGAAUUUCUUGUAACAUUCUUGAGGUCAAAUGUUAAAUGUUCUUAGCUUCCCGUACCCUCCUCUCAUUCACAUUCGGACUUAUAGGAACUACACAAACAAACUUACUCGAUAGGCCGAGCAGUGUUCUGUUAAUAAGUUUAUGCGCAUCAGAGCUUUUGAGCUGAUGUCUCCAUAACGCGAGUUAGUAGCUUGGAGAAUCGGUCAAAGAGAAAUUGUUGUAACUUUAUUUCUUAAGAUCAAAUGUUAUUAAUGUUGCUAGCUCCCGGCCGCACUUCUUUCUAAAUUCUCGAGGUACCGGACCAACGAACUUUUUCACGUCAAUCAUCCAGUCAUGAGCGUCUCGUAGUGGAACGCUUUUACCUAAUUUUGCAGGACCAUACCUACUCAUGUGUACACUGUGAGCCUAUAAGCAUGUGCUAAGCGAGUCAUUAGUUUGAAUAGGUAAUGUAAUGCAAAACUUUUGCUGUGUUUUGUGUAUUAUCAGACAAUACAAUCGUCUCACGUUUUGAUUGAGAAUCACCACUACUUGCACGAAUUGUCAGUGUGAUCUAGAUAUCUUAAAUUAAUUUAGAAUGGAAUUAAGGCUUGUUUUCUCUUUAUAAAAGAUAUUGGCAUGGAAUUUAUUGAUAUGGUGUAAAAUUUGACGUUUAUUUAUUAGUUAAUCAGUUCAAUGUAUACGGUAAUCGUUUCUCCUAACGUAAAUUAAAGAUUUAUUUCUUGAAUAUGCCCGUCACGCAUUUCCUCACAGAGCUGAUUCGUUGGUUAGAAACUUGGCAUAAUGCCUUUCCGGGUCUUAGAUCUCCUGGAUAAUAACUGAGCGAAUGAAUUAUCUACGUCUUUUUCCGGACGAAUUCCAGUUGGGCUGUUUUGCUAGUUCUUGAAAUUAUUUCUAAGCCUAGGGAAGCUGCUCACGUUUUUUCCACUAUUGUCUUCUCAGCUCAUUUACGUAAUCUCAUAAGCUCAUUUACGUUAAUUCUCUCACACAUUGCGCUCUUAUAGUCUCCAAUCGCUUUUAUGGUUGCAUUCCAGUUACAUAGAGAUUACUUACUCUUUUUCCGCAUGCAGAUUUAGACUUGCAGCUUUUUAUCAGUCUCAUUUACUACGGUUUCGGUUUGAGAAUAUUACUGGUGUCUUCCGAGGUCGAUUGCCGCGGCUGAAAGUUCAAGCUCAAUCAAUAGUUUCGGACGAGUUUGCAGCUCCGUUUUCGUUCAGUCGACUUCUUCAGGAAUACUAAGCGAGCUACUCAUAAAGGUUUCAUUUACAAAAAUUUAUUUAUAAGCUUUCAGCAUUUAGUUUUUAAAUUUCCUGCAUCUAACUUCCAUCAUAGGAAUUAUUUUCAGCAUGACAUAUCCCAUGGGCAUUGCUCUGCUGUACGGUCUGCUUCGAAAUCGUUAUUAUUUGACACUUUGAUAAUAGUUGUUAAUUUUCUGCGCCAGUUUCGUGACCGUUUCCGCUGGUCCGAGCUUUUCGGGGUCAUUCUGAACAAGGCGUGAAAUUUGGCGUGUGUAACAAGGCGUGUUGACAUGUUGUUACUGAUGACUCCAAGAAAAGAGAUGGAUGUUUCGAGUCAUUUUUAGAAUAUCUGUUAUUUAUUUGUGAGCUGACUAGUGAGAUCCACUGACACUGCUCAGUUAUAUUAUUCUUGGGCAUUAAUUUUACGCACAAACUUGCAUCUAUUUAAGUUCAUUGUAUAUUGUUGUUCAACGUUGCUCGAACUUAAUUCAAUGAUUUAAUUCUUCAACUACCAUUUACUUCUUCAGUGCUAGAGUAAAGAUUUCUCAGUAUUAUGAAUAUUUUGUUGGAGUAUAUGCGCGAAAUGUAUCUAUUUCGAAUAAUAUUGCGCAAAUGAACCUCGUUUCUGUGCGACGUUUAUUCUCUGAUUCUUGUAAAAGUCUACAGAAGCAUCGGAUUCCAUUAAUCGGAUGUUGAAGAUACGCCACACCAAAUUUGUUUCGUUGCUGUGUUAUUUAUCUGAUUGUAGUUAGCUUGUCCAGCUUCAUGAUACAGCGCAUGACGUGUUGAUUAUUGAUAUUCGUUCGAGUAAGCGUCACAUCUGCGUAACAUAGUUCAGGUUCAAAUGAAAGAGUUCGUAAUUAAAUUAUUCUUUAAUCUAA
This is a messenger RNA of Hyalella azteca, 2886 nucleotides long. Its product is annotated as stromal cell-derived factor 2. The coding region runs from base 82 to 717 and encodes 211 amino acids. The transcript has 6 exons. The record is from RefSeq and is a predicted model, not a curated record. Lineage: Eukaryota; Metazoa; Arthropoda; Malacostraca; Amphipoda; Hyalellidae.